Macadamia integrifolia is the source of this 1586-nucleotide messenger RNA. RefSeq names its product serine/threonine-protein kinase hippo-like. Gene Ontology annotation, biological process: regulation of MAPK cascade; protein phosphorylation; intracellular signal transduction. The transcript has 12 exons. Lineage: Eukaryota; Viridiplantae; Streptophyta; Magnoliopsida; Proteales; Proteaceae. The record is from RefSeq and is a predicted model, not a curated record. Gene Ontology annotation, molecular function: ATP binding; protein kinase activity. The coding region runs from base 17 to 1327 and encodes 436 amino acids.
UGGCACCCCACAUUGGAUGGCUCCUGAAGUUAUCCAGGAAAGCCGCUAUGAUGGAAAGGUGGAUGUGUGGGCUCUUGGUGUGUCAGCAAUCGAAAUGGCUGAGGGGCUCCCACCAAGGUCAACUGUGCAUCCAAUGAGAGUUUUAUUCAUGAUAUCCAUUGAGCCUGCUCCAAUGCUUGAGGACAAGGAAAAAUGGUCUCUUGUGUUUCAUGAUUUUGUUGCAAAGUGCCUUACAAAAGAACCACGUCUACGUCCUACUGCAGCAGAGAUGCUGAAGCACAAAUUCAUUGAGAAAUGCAAAUGGGGGUCUUCUUCAUUGUUGCCAAAGAUUGAAAAAGCGAGGCAAAUAAAAACCUCAUUGGCUGCGCAAGCACAAAAUCAGGUUCCAGGGACUGUUAUAGCACGAGAUGGUUUUUUAGAGGAAAAGAAAAGUCUAAAAUUGAAUGAAGACUAUGGAGACACGGUUCCAUCAAGACCUUGGAACAUCGGACUUCAGGUUCUAAAUGAGGUUCAUGCAGGUUCCGGCACAGUGAAGCAUCAUCCACAGGGUGUGGAACACCCUGGAGAAGGUGACUUUGGAACUGUAGUAAUUCACAGUGAAGUAGAUGUAGACAAGCCAGGCCCUCAAACGGCAGUUUCCAGCGCAAAAGAAUCUACAGGUGUUCUAAAAAAUUCUGAAAACCCUUCCCUUAAUGCAGCAGGAGGCAAAACAGCUAAACUCUGGUCCGAAAGUACAACACAGGCUGUGGUGAACAACCUCCAAGAUGCAGAACCAAACUCCGAUUCCCAAGCCAUGCUGGCAUCAUUGCCUUCUGCUUUUCGAUCUCCUGAACAAAACCAAAAGACACAAAAUCUUUCUGAGUUACAGGUUGGAGGUGGCAGUAGCACAUUGCAGAAGAGCAGUACUGUCGGUCAAAAAUCCUUUGCCUUGCAAGAUAAGCUUUGGUCCAUCUACGCUGCUGGCAAUACGGUACCCAUACCAUUCUUGAGGGCGACAGACAUAUCUCCCCUUGCUUUGGUGUCUGAUAAUGUGCUUGGGAGCAAACAACAGGGUAAUGGUGGUACCAUUGCAAUGGAAGCCAUACAGGAGCUUUUUAGUGGUGAUGGGCAGUCUAAGAAAGGGCGAAGGGGACAAAAUGAGAUACCUCUUCCACCAAGUGUAUAUCGAAGACUUACUUCGAGUUCCACACUACUGAAUCUGGCACAGGCUUUGGCUUACCAUAAAAUGUGUUAUGAGGAGAUGCCUCUACAGGAGCUGCAAGCAACGCAAGAGCAACAAACAAUUCAGAACCUCUGUGAUACUCUUCGAACAAUUCUCCGGUUGUAGAUAUUGACAUCACCAAAACAAAAGAGUGGUCACCACUGUCUUCAAUUUUGUUUUCCUUUAGAUAAUCUAUGGCCUUGAAUAGUUUACGAGAGUAGAGAAAAGUUGAUGAAAAAAGGGGGAGGCAGGAAAGGUUAAAAAUGAUUUUACAGGCUCAUCCUGCUGAAUAGAGUUGGGAAACGGCUGAGUUGUUGUUGUAUCCUUCUGUAAUGAAGAAAUCCUUGUCUAAUGGCAUGUUUAUUAUGAAAGCAGCUAUUGUUCA